This is a messenger RNA of Ostrea edulis (European flat oyster), 3415 nucleotides long. Its product is annotated as soluble calcium-activated nucleotidase 1-like. Bases 154 to 1326 code for a protein of 390 amino acids. The record is from RefSeq and is a predicted model, not a curated record. The transcript has 3 exons. Lineage: Eukaryota; Metazoa; Mollusca; Bivalvia; Ostreida; Ostreidae. Gene Ontology annotation, biological process: proteoglycan biosynthetic process. Gene Ontology annotation, molecular function: calcium ion binding; GDP phosphatase activity; UDP phosphatase activity.
AAUAUAUUUGUCUGCUGUAUCGAGCUCUAAAAUUACAUAAUGUUAUUCAGUGCGGGGCUGACAUUGUUGUAUUAUGGCAGACGAAAUACGAAGGGAUAUGGCCACGUCAGAUCGAAAUGUUACCGAAUCAGGAUUUGUACCUAAUUAAAGACGAUGUCUUCCGUUUAUCCAACAACAGUGCACGAGUGGAUGAACGCCAUACGUCGUCCAACGCCGUAUCGUGUCGGCAAUGCCCGUCUUCACUUGAAAACACGAACUCUGGCGUACUCGGUUAUGUUCCUAUCGGCAGCAUUCAUUCUGAUUUUAUUCAUGUUUCCAUCACGUAGAGUUCCUAGAAUGACCUGUAGGGACGAAGGUAUUCACAGUGAAACAAACUUCGAUUACACCUACCCACUUUCACCUCCAAUUAGAAUCGGGGAUGGUUAUCAGUUUAAGAUUGGACUGAUCGCAGAUUUGGAUCAAAACUCCAAGAGUGACAAGAAAAAGAACACCUGGAUUAGUUAUUUAUAUGAAGGAAACUUGACGAUCUCACAUUCACACGAUUAUGCAGACUUUCGGAUGGAGGAGAGCGCUCAUUUACUCAAGUCCACGCUAUCACAAGGGGGGAGGGGAAUGGAAUUGUCAGAACUUCUGGUGUUUGAUGGAAAUUUGUGUGCUGUGGAUGACAGGACAGGAGUUGUGUAUCACAUUUUCAACAGGAAAAUGAUUCCUUGGGUUGUUUUAGCCGAUGGAGAUGGAAAUAGUCCCAAAGGAUUUAAGAGUGAGUGGGCCACAGUGAAGAACAACAGGAUGUACGUGGGAGGUUUAGGCAAGGAGUGGACAACUGUUGAUGGUGUAGUGGAGAACCUGAAUCCCCAAUGGGUCAAGUCUAUUGGUCCAAGGGGAGAUGUACGGCAUGAGGAUUGGCAUCUGUACUACAACAAAAUGAAAGAGGCAGCAGGCAUCAAAUUUCCAGGGUACAUAAUCCACGAAUCAGGAGCAUGGAGUGAAAUUCAUCAACGGUGGUUUUUCCUUCCAAGAAGAGCCAGUCACUUUCGAUAUGAUGAUAAUGAAGAUGAAAGGAGAUCUACAGACUUAAUGUUCAUUGCUAAUGAAGGUUUUACAGACAUAGAAGUGACACAUAUUGGGGAGCUUAGUAAAACCAGAGGCUUUUCUUCAUUUAAAUUCAUUCCAGAGACUAAUGACCAAGUUAUUGUGGCCCUCAAAUCAGAAGAAGUAGCGGGUAAAAUUGCUAGUUAUUUAACAGUUUUUAAAAUUGAUGGAAAAAUUUUGCUAAGAGAAAGAUAUAUAGGAAAUGUAAAAUAUGAGGGUAUAGAAUUCAUAUGAUAGAUAUACAUUUAGAUACAUGUAUAUAUAUAAUAAUGAUAUACAAAAAAUAUACAAGUUCUAGUGCUUUCUUUGUAUGAGAUGUAUUGUAAUUAAUGACUAAUCUAUUACCUUUUGAUUGAAGAGUUUGAUAUUUACAUAUAAGACAGUUGUGUUUUACCUGAUUUUGAUUUUUUUUCUUUUUAAUACAUGGAUGAGUCUUUCAAUGUGUAUUGUAUACCAAGAAAUAUCUUGACGUUUGUACACAUAUAUCUAUGACAUUUUCAUUAAUCUUUUAAGUGCCUUUAUGCAAGAUGUCUCAUAUGUUACAAUAAAUCCAGUUGAUGUUCUGAUCAUGUAAAAUGAUUGUAAUUGUACGACGGAUGUCAGUUUAAUCAUCCUCCUUGUAUCUCAUCACCGACAUUAUUUUUUUUUUUUAUCAUCUAGAUUCUAUAAAUGCAAUAUGUAUGCAAACUAUGAUUAUCUGAAUGGUGUUUUGAAUUUUGUACCACAGCAUUAAAGUAUGAAAGACUAGCAACAUACUGUAUAUAUGUAGAAAAAGUGACAUUUCUGUUUCAGUGUUUAGUGCUAACUGUAAAUUAUGAUGAUGCCACAUACUUGCUUAAAGGAACAUGGACACGAUUUUUGGUACAAAAAAAUUACUUUGAUAUUUGAUUAAUAAUAUGAUGGUGUUUGAUCCGUGCAAAAUAAAGUGAAAACUUAACUUUAGAAAAUUGACGCAACGAUGUAAUUAUGACAUCUAAACUUGUCAUUUUCAAAACAAUGCAGAGCCCUAUUUAUGUUUACAUGUCACGUGACUCAAGUAUCAGUUGAUAGCUUCAGUGAAAGAAAGCUUACAUUACGUAAAUUUUUGGUUCUAUUUUAUUUAUGCUUGCUCGCUGAAUUUAUUUAUCAUUAACGUCAAAAUGUUAAGUGUUUUGAUGUACUUUUGGUGUUCUUAUCUCCAAAUGUGGAUUCCUGGUUAUGACAAGCAUGUUGACAAACACAAUUUGGGAAGUUGGAUUUUAUGUCAAUACAAAAUGUAUCCUGUGUAAAAAUAUUUUUAAUCCAUUUUUUCAUAAAAGUUCUUUAUUUCUGUAACAAAAUACUGUCAAUUCUAAUCUAUCAAAAAUCAUGUCCCUGCCCCUUUACAGGACUAUACAUGGUAUAGAACUAAAGCGACUAACAAUCAUAUUGGAUGUACAGAAAAGCAUGGUUAUAGUGAACACACUUAUAAUGAAUUCAUGCUUACAGCAAAGUGAUUUUCAUUCCCUGUAAUUUCAAAACAUACAGGUAUUAUGAACUUUCUGUAUAUAUUUGAUCUACGUUUAUAAUGAAUCAAAAGCACACGUCCCCAGCACUUUGCGAUAUGUGAUGUUUGUAGAAUUCUUGGCAAUCUUAAGAUAUGGUAUUUUAAAUAAUCAACUUUGCCUGGACAUUUGAAAUUUUGAUGAAGAAGUGCACACAUUCACAUCAUUUUCUUUUCUAUAAAUACAGAGCGACUUUAUGAAGGGGAUUCAUGUUUAUUAAUUUGUGUCUUUCAAAGAUACAACAUUUGUAGAAAUAUCAAUUGUUCUGUGAUUUGAAAUAGAAAAUAAUGCACUUAAAAUGAUGUGUUGGGCAAAAAAAAAAAAAAAAAAGAGAAGAAAAAUAGAAAUCUACAAUAGAUGAUAAAGUACUUCUGUGAAUUCUUGUUUCAAAUUACUAGAAUUAAUGCAAAAUUGAUGACAAAUAUGUUUCAAGAUGGCUUUGUUACACGAAAAUUAAUGAGUGAAAAAUGUAUUUUGAAUUUUCACAAAUUAAAGGGCUAAUGAUUUCAUAUUGUCUAAAUUGAUUAUUGUGUGCAGUCAUUCAAAUCAUUUGUGAUGCAUUAUUUGAUUCUGUUUGUAUAUAUGGAGGGUAAAGGUUGAAGAGGAGUAUAUGGGGACCAGUUAGGGGUAAACACUAGUUGUUUAAUAUAGUAUAGACUUGGCAAAUUCCAGGACAACAGCUUGCUGUUAAUUGAUAUUCUAAAUAUGAAAUGACAAAUUCAGACCAGAUAAAUUGUUGUGAAAUCCUUUCCAAAUUGUAUGCAUGCAGCAAAAUGUCUAUUAAAAGUCUUGAAAUGUGA